Bubalus bubalis (water buffalo) is the source of this 5226-nucleotide messenger RNA. RefSeq names its product KAT8 regulatory NSL complex subunit 3 (gene KANSL3). The transcript has 21 exons. Gene Ontology annotation, biological process: positive regulation of transcription by RNA polymerase II. Lineage: Eukaryota; Metazoa; Chordata; Mammalia; Artiodactyla; Bovidae. Bases 51 to 2765 code for a protein of 904 amino acids. The record is from RefSeq and is a predicted model, not a curated record. Gene Ontology annotation, cellular component: NSL complex.
GUGACUAGCAUGCAGAUAACCAUUCUCUGACCUGCUGCCCCUCUUCUGACAUGGCCCACCGCGGUGGGGAGAGGGACUUCCAGACUUCAGCGCGGCGCAUGGGCACCUCUUUGCUCUUCCAGCUCUCGGUGCAUGAGCGGGAACUGGACCUGGUGUUUCUGGAUCACAGCUAUGCUAAGCCGUGGAGUGCCCACCCGGAUGCCAGUAGUGCCCGCCCCACCCGCAUGCUCUUUGUUACUCCUCGGAGGCAGCACGAAAGUACCAUUGAAUCAGAUGUCCCAAUAGACGUGGAGACAGUCAUAUCCACCCCUGUGCCGCUCUACGACAAUCAGAAGGCACGUAGUGUGAUGAAUGAGUGUGAACGGCACGUCAUCUUCGCCAGGACCGAUGCGGAUGCCCCUCCCCCGCCAGAGGACUGGGAGGAGCAUGUCAACAGGACUGGCUGGACCCUGGCCCAGAACAAGCUAUUUAACAAGAUCCUCAAAGCCCUGCAAUCUGACCGGCUUGCCCGCUUGGCCAAUGAAGGGGCUUGUAAUGAGCCCGUGCUGCGUCGUGUCGCUGUGGACAAGUGUGCGAGGAGAGUGCGGCAGGCUCUGGCAAGUGUGAGCUGGGACACCAAGCUGAUCCAGUGGCUGCACACCACCCUGGUGGAAACCCUGAGUCUGCCCAUGCUGGCAGCCUACCUGGAUGCUCUGCAGACGCUGAAAGGGAAGAUCCCCACGUUGAUUGACCGGAUGCUUGUGUCCUCCAACACAAAGACCGGGGCUGCAGGAGCUGAGGCCUUGUCCCUCCUACUGAAGAGGCCCUGGGACCCUGCCGUGGGGGUGCUUUCUCAUAACAAACCAAGCAAACUCCCCGGCUCUCCUCUCAUCCUCAUCGCCUCCUCCGGGCCUUCUAGCUCCGUGUUCCCCACCUCACGCCGCCACCGCUUCUGGCAGUCUCAGCUGUCCUGCUUAGGCAAGGUCAUCCCUGUCGCCACCCACCUGCUGAGCAAUGGGAGUGGAGUGGGGGUGCUACAGUGUCUGGAGCACAUGAUCGGGGCGCUGAGAAGCAAAGUGCUGGAGAUUCACAGCCAUUUCCCCCACAAGCCCAUCAUCUUGAUUGGCUGGAAUACAGGAGCCCUGGUGGCCUGUCACGUGUCGGUGAUGGAGUAUGUCACUGCCGUCGUCUGCCUUGGGUUUCCUCUGCUUACCGUGGACGGCCCCAGAGGGGAUGUGGACGAUCCCCUCUUGGAUAUGAAGACUCCAGUCCUCUUUGUCAUCGGUCAGAACUCCCUGCAGUGCCACCCUGAAGCCAUGGAGGACUUCCGGGAGAAGAUUCGGGCGGAGAACAGCUUGGUGGUGGUUGGAGGAGCUGAUGACAAUCUCAGAAUAAGCAAAGCAAAGAAGAAAUCGGAAGGGUUGACGCAGAGCAUGGUGGACAGAUGCAUUCAGGACGAGAUCGUAGACUUCUUGACCGGGGUACUUACUCGUACUGAGGGGCACGUGGGCUCCGAGCCUCGGGAUCAGGAUGCCGAGAAGAAGAAGAAGCCCCGAGACGUGGCCCGCAGAGACCUGGCCUUUGAGGUCUCAGAGCGGGGCAGUCGACCUGCGUCACCAGCUGCCAAGCUGCCUGCUUCCCCCUCGGGCUCAGAGGAUCUCUCCAGCGUGUCCAGCAGCCCCACCUCCAGUCCCAAGACGAAAGUGACCACAGUGGCCUCUUCCCAGAAGUCCAGUCAGAUUGGAAGCACCCAGCUGCUGAAGAGACACAUGCAGCGGACAGAGGCUGUGCUGGCCCACAGACAAGCCCAAGCUCAGUUUGCUGCUUUUCUGAAACAAAAUAUGCUGGUGAGGAAAGCUCUUCCUCCCGGCACCUCCUCCUGUCUCUUUGUUCCUAUUUCAUCAGAACAAACCGAGGAAGCUGAGAAAGAGGAGCUCAGGGUCCAGCUGAAGCGGCACCAUCCCUCCAGUCCCCUUGCUGGCAGUAAGACCUGCAAGCGGCCGAAGAUCAAGGUGUCCCUCAUCUCCCAAGGGGAUGCAGCUGGAGGGCCUUGCCCCACUUCCUCAGGGGGCGCUCCAGAAGCCGCAGGAGGGAAGCCCCUCACCAUGACGUUGGGACAGGCAUCCACAGGGGCCACAGAACUCACCGGGCUUCUCGCCACAGCCAAGUCAAGUGCUUCUGAAGGGUGUGUCUCGGCCAGCCAGACAUCCUCAGUGGUCUCCAGCAGCGCCUCGCCCAGUGCCUUGCACACGCUCCAGAGCCGCCUGGUGGCCCCUUCUCCUGGCGGCUCCCUCCCAGGGGCCGCGUCAGCCAGCAGCCUUCUCCAGGGCCUCAGCUUCAGCCUGCAGGACAUCAGCAGCAAGGCCUCUGGCCUCCCGGCCAGCCCUUCCCCCGGGCCAGCCCCGCAGGCCACCAGCGUGAAGCUGCCUGCCCCCGUACAGAGCCUGGGCGCCGUCUCCACGGGCGCUGGCAGCAUUGUCCGCGCCGUCCCUGUGGCCACCGCCCUCUCCUCCUUGGGUGCCGCUCCUGGCGGGAAGCCCACAGCCAUCCACCAGCUGCUGACCAACGGGGGCCUCGCUAAGUUAGCAAGCAGCCUCCCUGGCCUGGCUCAGAUCUCUAACCAAGCAUCAGGCUUGAAGGUCCCCACCACCAUCACUCUGACCCUGCGUGGCCAGCCCAGCCGGAUCACCACGCUGAGCCCCAUGGGCACAGGAGCAGCCCCAUCAGAGGAGCCUGCCUCCCAGGCACUGCCCUCCAGCUCACAGCGCCUGCCUCCAGCCCCCUGAGGACACUGUGCCACAUGUCUUCCUUUGCCAGGCUGGUGACGGCUGCUGCACGGUGAGGCCUGGGCGGCGUGCGGUCCUGCUGAGCUGUCCACUUGUCCAAAGACCUCUUUAACACAGUCAUUCUUGCCUCUCUGUCAGCUGUCUUCAGGGCUGGACCUCCAGGUCUUGUGUAAUCAUGAGGCAAGGUGAUACGGCACCAGCAACGGGACCCUGUGCCCCAGUCACCACAGGUCUGAUUCCCAGAAUCUCCAGGUCCUCAGCAGACCUGGUUGGGCACGAAUCUGAGGCACUGCUUCCCCAUCAGGAGCUGUAACUUGACCCAGGAAGCGGUGUCAGACUGCUCACUGCAUUGUGAUAAAGGAGCACCUCUUGGAAGUCUGUGCCUGCUUGCACCAAGUUGGGAGGAGGCAUCUGUGUGGUCCGGGGCUGUAGGAGUUGAGGUCAAGAGCCCUGUGCUGAGGGCAAGGAUCAUCCCGGCCCCCCAGCUGGUGGCUCAGUGCCAGGGGGCUUGUUCUGUCCGUCAUAGUCCACCGAACAGUCGUGGGAGAGGUCUUUCCAGGCAGCACUCACUGUGGGAGCCACGCUGGAUACCAAGUGCCUGCUGAGGCCUGGGGACUCCACUCCAAACCCACGAGAGGGCGCAGAGACCCGGACUGUCCUCUUUGAGUCCCUUUGGCUGCUUACAGACCCGGGGACAGCAGCUGCUGGGAGGAGAGAGCCAGCUUUUCUUUUUUCCAUCAUGUUUGGGCAGUUCUUGUAUUCAGAAAGGCUGAAGAGGACGAAGGAGACAGCAAACAGAGUGACCUGGAGGGCACGUCAGUGGUGAAGAUGCUCGGGGCUUGAGGCUUUGCAUCUGGCAUUGUGGAUGCGACUGGAUACGAGAAUUUGCCGGGCCAGAGGAAAGAAGCCCCAGCCCUGAAAUUUCUGUGCUCAGUAGUAGAGCAGGGACAGCUGCUAAGUGAACAUCUUGGCCGUUCGUCCCGUGGAACUCUGACAUCAGGACGACAGAUGCCAUGCUUCGGUGUUUCUGUUGCAGCUCUGUGUGUGAUUCUCGUCUUCUUGCUCAGAAGUGGGAGGAUGAUCGGCAUUGACUCUCCUGUGCAGGGUGCUCAGUACCAACCUGAGUCCUGGAGGUGGAGGUCCCUGGAGAAGUGAUUACUGAGGAUGGAGCCCUGAGCCCUUCCUUACCUCCUCACGACACUUGUGUGCAAAAGUAUUUUUAGAUUUGGUUUAGAAUCCAGAGCUGGCUUCUUUCCCUGUUGUACUCUAGAAAGUUUCUAACCCAGGUGUAAGGCAUCCCACGUAUGACUCUUCAGUAUCUGUAGGCAGGGAGGAGCCACAGCAUACCAUGGCUGGACCUGUGGUGAGGGUCCUGACCUGGGGGCGGUGUGCAUCCAAAGCAAGCCACCUGUGUUCAGUCCAGGAGCCUCAGUCCAGUCUGAGUGGCAGCCGGGAGGGAGCCUGUGGUAUAGAGGAAUCUCAGACAAGGCAGACGGGGGUGGGGGGUGGGCGUCCAGGCAGGGCCCGGGGCAGUGCACACCCCAGGCGUGGAGUGGGCAGGUUAUACACUGUAACCCCCCCAACCUCCUGCCAAGCUGGUCUCCGAAGUGAGUCACACAGAAUUAGCCUGCAUCCUUGCAUUAGUGGGCAGGUUACUGCUUUCUGAAAUUCAGGCAGCAUUCGGUAAGUUGGAGGAAGAUAUGAAAUGUGAAAAAGACGUCCAGGGUCAGGGGUUUGGUGACUUGACAGGUAAGAUCGUAACACACCAAGAGGAACUGAGGACAGUGAGACCUGUGUGAAGCUUUUAGCAGUCACUCCCGGCAGGUUCCUGAACAACCCAUUCGUGACUUAGGAGUGCAUUCUAGACAGCACUGGGGGGGCUUCUCUGAAAGAUGCUGACCCCGCUGUGGGCUGGGCCAAAGGAGAAGCUGAAAAAACAUCCCGCGUUUGUCUCAAUCCUAGUAAGCUUCCCACGAAUGAUUUUCUGAGGCUUGGCUUAUACACCGGGAAGGAUGCCAAAGCUGGAGAAGGGGAGUAGUGAGAACCUUGGUUCUGCUGCACUGUGGAGGGACGGGCUAAAGGGGGAAGUAGUUGAAGUCCCUAGAAUCAUGCUCCCCGAUUCCAUACUUCUGUAGCCACAUUUCUCGAAGUGGAGAAGGAGCUUUCCUCUGCCAGUCACGUAGCAGACCUAGAGUCCCUGACCUCGGAAGGUGACGCUACUGGCCAAAAGUGUAGAAGGAUCCACAGGGCUUUAGCUGAGUUCUUGGUGACAGGUACGUGCUGACGCCCUGUGAAAGCAGCCUUUGUGUGAAGAUGAGGUCACUGAUGGAGGAAGACCUGUCCUCGGCUCCAGCGCCGGGACAGUCCUGGGCUGGACGGGGUAUCGAGCUGAGCUGCUGGGGCAGUUCUGUUCUCCAUUAGCCAGAACACUUAAAUAAAAACAGAUUUUGGAUUGCUUCAA